This is a messenger RNA of Ostrea edulis (European flat oyster), 672 nucleotides long. RefSeq lists its product as uncharacterized. The record is from RefSeq and is a predicted model, not a curated record. The transcript has 2 exons. NCBI's taxonomy places the organism in Eukaryota, Metazoa, Mollusca, Bivalvia, Ostreida, Ostreidae. Bases 1 to 672 code for a protein of 223 amino acids.
AUGAAGGAUAUGCCAAAAACCAAGACUACAGUGAGGAAAGGUCGAAAGUGUCCAUUGUGUCCUUUGAGGUUUUAUACGGAUGAAGAAAUGGCCAAACACAUAACAAGUUGCAGCAAGGCAUUGAUUUACUGUGACCACUGUAACUUCAGUUCCCUGACAUCGAGAAAUAUCAAGAGACACAUGAAAAGGAAACCUGAUCUCGUUGAUGAUAGAGAACAGAUGGACGGUGGUAUUGACAGUGAAGACCUAGGCAAUGUGGAUUCAGAUGAAGAAUCUUGGUUAGGUCAGGAUCCUGGGAGCUUGGUGGAGGUACUUCCUGUAGUGGCAGAUGAACACGAGAAGGAAGAUGUUGACCAUGAACCAGGACCGUCCAUCAAACGAUCACUUAGAGAAGAGGCUGGUAAAAUAGUAGAGAUUGGCAGGGUGGUGAGGAAGCCUACUCGACCAAUGCCGAUACACACGCCCCACAGGGAAUUGGUGACAGCAACAGUGCCAGAUAAGAGCAUAUCCGAUGACCUCUUGCCGGACAUGGGUGAUAGUAAGCUGGAGAAAUACAAGGACGCUCAGUGCCAGACAGAUCCUCUGUAUUAUACUGAAAGCACAGUGAUUACCACCAGAUGGGUAGAGGGUGGCAAGACAAUGAAGAAGGUGGAGAAGAAAAAGUUAAUUUGA